AGGGGGGGAGAGGAGAGCCAGGAGAGGAGAGCCAGGAGCCUGAGCUUGUCUGUGGCUGGAGAGGAGCAGGAAGAAUGGAGGGGUGACCAUUAGGGGAGCAUGGGGCGAGCUGUGCAGGCAGGGAUGCCUGCUGGGGGGCUGCGCUGGCCCGGCCUGGUCCUGAUGGUGAUGUUCUGCAUCUGUUGCCAUGGCAAAUCUCUAGGAGAGCCCCCGAUGCCUCAGGAAUUCCAAAUCAAGGUUCAAGUGUUUGAGAAUGGCGACCUUUCCCCUUUGGCGUCAGCGACGGUGGAAAUUUUCGGCAAUCAGAGCAGCUUGGCAUCUGGCGUCACCGACCAGGAGGGCAUAUCGGUGCUGGGCAUCAGCUACAGACUGGGUACCUGGAUCCUCGUCACCGCCAGCAAGAGAGGCUACGUCACUAACUCUGUGCCCUGGAAGGUGGAUCGACUGCCACGUAAGGAUUUGUAUGCCUCUGUCAGCUUGUAUCUCCUUCCUGAAAGACCCGCCACGCUAAUCCUCUAUGAAGAUAUUGUGCAGAUUCUACUGGGCUCUCCAGGUGUCCGCAGCCAACCCGUAGUGCAGUUCCAGAGGAAGUCCAUCCGUUUACCUCGAUCCUCUACUUAUACCCAGCUAUCAUCCUCUCUUACUACCACAAGCAAUCUGCACCAGAUGAAAGGAUUCCCAGCAUUUAUUGGGGCCGAUCCUGAUUCCAGCAACGGGGGUAACGCCAGCUGGGUGGAGCUGCUUCCGGUGGCUGCUGUCAGCGUUCACCUCUUCACUGGGAACGGUUCUGAAGUCAAUCUGGUUGGUCCUGCUCAGCUGUCCCUCCCCCUCCCCUCUGACAGCGGGAUCACACCCGCCAGCAGUAUACCCGCUUGGAAGUUCGACCCCAAGAACGGUUUGUGGACCCGUUCCGGCAUGGGUGUGGUGCGGAGAGACGGGCAGCAGUUGUACUGGUCGUUUUCAUCCCAGAAGCUGGGAUAUUGGGCAGCCGCCAUCCCUUCCAGUGGUCGAGGUAUGCUGUCACUUAUGGGUGGUGUGGACAUCGCUGGCUACCAUACUAUCUUCCUGCUCUCUAUUCUGGGUGCUCUUACACUACUGGUCCUCAUCCUGCUCUGCCUCCUAAUCUAUUACUGCAGGCGCCGAUGUCUGAAGCCAAGACAACAGCAUCACAAACUGCAGCUUUCUGGCCUCUCUGAGCCAAAGCGGGACCAGGCUACCUCGACCUCCCGCCUUAAUCUCAUUAGCACCAGCCACCUGGACUCUACAUCCACAGCUGAUAGUGAUCUUCGAACUCCAGUCCUACGCUCUGCCUAUUCCUCCCGUGAAGACUUUUGUAAAUCUGGUGGGCGUUCCUCCAUCCAACAUUCCACAGAUACUCUUCCUCUAAGGCCAGGUUCUCGAGAAGAUUACCCACUAAAGUCAGCCCGCUCUGGUGACCUGCUGGAGUCAGAAGAUCUGAAAAGGAACUAUGGAGGAAAGGGGCAGAGAAGGAGAGGAGGUAGAGGAGGAAAUAGAGAUCCACCUCCAUCACCUCCUCCACUUCCACCCCCCUUUAAACAUGUGAUCGGUGACUCUAAACCACCAGAUUAUUUGAUGACCCAAUCAGCAGAUCCACUUUCACGUCCCACUUCUUUGACUGGACCUGGACAGUUGAUAUUUUGUGGAUCCAUUGACCACAUGAAGGAGGGUGGGUACAGACAUGCCAUGCCCACUUUGGUGAUUCCAGCUCAUUAUGUAAGGUUGUCAUCAGAAGACAAUCCAUCAGGGCAGAGUGAAGAGCAAUCUGAAAGUGAUUCUGUGUCAUCACAAGCUUCACAUGCCCACCAUUUUGCCCCUCAAGAUCAUGCUCAACGUCAACAGUUGCUUCAGCAAAGUCACAACUACCAACAAGGAGGGCCCACCGGCUCAGGACAAGAACAGGAGGGAAAAGGCUGGAGCAACCACUCUUCUCAGAUGAGUGGAUCGGUCACCAUCCCUGUAGUUUUUAAUGAAUCCACCAUGGCUCAACUGAACGGAGAACUGCAAGCGCUCACAGAGAAGAAGCUUUUAGAACUUGGCGUGAAGCCUCACCCAAGAGCCUGGUUUGUGUCUUUAGAUGGACGUUCCAGCCAAGUUCGUCACUCUUACAUAGACCUGCAGACUGGUGAUAAGAUACGCAGUAAUGAUGCUAGUCUGGACUCAGGUGUGGAUGUUAAUGAGAUUAAAGUAAAACCUGGACCAGAAGAAGGAAGAGGUGGGAGGUCUCAACAUCAGCCUUCUUCUUUGACCUACUCUAAGCUGGUCUUUGCUGAAGAAGGGGAUCAGAGCCUCAGCGAGAGUCGGACUGGCGGGGGUUGCUCGCCCGAAGACAGCUCACUCACCCCACUUCUGGAUGAGGCUUCUGAAUCUUGCCUGGGUAUGAACAGGAGAGGGCGCAGCCGGGGAGACAGUUCUCGCAGCAGCACUAGCGAACUUCGAAGGGAUUCAAUGACCAGCCCUGAUGAGGACCUUAAUGACCAAUCUGAAGGUGGGGAUGACCAAGAUAAGAAGAGCCCAUGGCAAAAGAGAGAAGAGAGACCCCUGAUGGUGUUUAAUGUAAAAUAAUGAGGGAUUUCUCAAUUCUCGUUCUGUGUAUAGGACAUACCCCUCAAAGGACUGCAGGGAGAAAACGCAGGGAUGGCCCCUGAAUCCGAAGGCCGGGCCCGGAGAAUGAAAAAGACCCUGCCCCCAUCUCUCCCUUAACCUCGAGGCACGGCCCCAGCAUUGGAGAGUUCCUGUGUGGAAGACCAGAGGCACCGCGAUCUGUAUACAUCCAGAAACAUACCUACCCAUCGACACACAUACAGCCAACACAAUUACGAACAUGCACCUAUGUAUAUAAUACACACUUGCAAUAUUUCUUACAUACAUACACAGGUGCUUUAUGGUCCUCUGGUAACUGGGAGUCUAUGACACUUCAUGGUGAGACCCUCAGUGUGACCAGCCCCCUCUUUACAGAGGUAGAGCAGAUCAUUGAUAACAGUGGACUUUUAACCUUGACGUUGUCUUCUAUUUCCCUUUAAAUAGUAAUACAAGGACAAGAGAAGCAGGCCAAGCUCGCAGGAACAUGGAGAAUCUUUUGGUUUCAUCAUCAUGUCCUCUAUGGAGGUUCUGAUGUAGCAGGGCAUCCUAAUGGCCCAUGGCAUCUCCCAGUAACUCAUGCUUUGUGGUCCUAGUGUUUUGUUUGUGUAAGGUGUGUGGAAGAUCAUAGCUUGCAAUACAUUCUGAUCCAUAGUCCUCAUUUAAAGGAGCCAUGUAACUACUGUUUUACUGGCUACACUGCAUUGUGGUACCAUCUACCCCCCCUUAUCAUGGAAACCACAUCUACUUAUCGCAAUGCAUUAAUGUAGCUCUUGCAAUGCAUUGUAACCAUUGUGUACCCCCUUCCAUCUUAAUAUUAGCCAAUAACUUGCAAUGCAUCCUGGUCAACAUGCAGUAGUAUUAAGAUACUUGAGGGAUUUAAUGAUCCUCCUUUUUUUUGCAACGCAUUAUGGUCUUUGAAAUUUGACGUUUCUAAAAAAAAUAUUCCAACUUCUUUUAUGAA
Molecule: messenger RNA, 3562 nt
Organism: Rana temporaria (common frog)
Lineage: Eukaryota; Metazoa; Chordata; Amphibia; Anura; Ranidae
Gene: FAM171A2
Product: family with sequence similarity 171 member A2
Exons: 8
Coding region: 100-2583 (827 amino acids)
Source: RefSeq, a predicted model, not a curated record